Messenger RNA from Chelonus insularis, 10032 nucleotides. It is a transcript of the gene dom, whose product is annotated as domino. The record is from RefSeq and is a predicted model, not a curated record. The transcript is spliced from 15 exons. Gene Ontology annotation, cellular component: Swr1 complex. NCBI's taxonomy places the organism in Eukaryota, Metazoa, Arthropoda, Insecta, Hymenoptera, Braconidae. Gene Ontology annotation, molecular function: ATP-dependent chromatin remodeler activity; histone binding; ATP hydrolysis activity. Gene Ontology annotation, biological process: chromatin remodeling. The coding region runs from base 253 to 9171 and encodes 2972 amino acids.
AAGCAGCCGCCUGGUUGCGGUGGCUCGUGAAAUUUUGUCGGGAACCGUCGCCAUGUUUAGAAGUGUGCCGCACGUCCUUGAGCAAGUCCGAAUAAAAUGUUCCGUAAAAUAUUAGAUAUAUCUCAUGCACUGAACAUUACGUGAGGUACCUAUUUAUUUAUUUACAUUUGCUGAUAGCAGUUGUGCAGUUUAUUUACGUGGAUGCCGUGUCUACAUCCCAGAAUUUUGUGAUUACAUUAUGUGUCAUGUGUAAUGAGUGAUAAGCAGGGCGUGCCAACUUUGCCGCCCCUUUCCGGGGGUGGAAAUAACAAUGGGGGAAGUAGCACUAAUGCUGGAACUCAGCAAACAGUCAACUUGCAGCAAGUUUUGGCAAGCCAAGGACUUAAUGUUCUUACUACAGGAGGUGGCCAGCAGUUUGUCAUUACUUCUCAGGUUUCUGGUCUUACACAGGUCAUACCGAGUGGUACGACAACUAAUGCUGGCCUCCAACAAGUCACAAGGAUUGUUAACAUCGGAAAUAUAUCAACAGCAAGUGGUUCAUCCUUAACUUCGCCUAGUCGUCCAACUACGACAAAAGUUGUGCUAGCAACAUCUCCGAAGCUUGUGAGAACAAAUCUAGGAAACAUGUUUCUUGCGCCAACUUCUCAAUCAGGUUCAUCGCCUCCUGUCAAGAAACUCAAGCUUUCGGAAGCUGUAGAAAAGUCAACGAUACUUGAUGAUAAUUCAGGAUAUCGACGGCGAAUUAUGGAACACAAGAUUAAGAGAAUGCGAGCAAUUAGAGAAAAGUAUAUCGAAAAUGUAUCUGAACUUUUUUUUCUCAAUGCUGGUGGCAAUAUGAUGGAUUAUCAAGCUUGGAAAAAGAGGCCACCGACUGGGCCUUACCUUCAAUUUCUAAACCAACAUCGAUUAGAUCCAGAUGAUGAGAAUGAAGAUUUAACCUCACCAUUGCCAACAAUUACUGAAAUUCCUACAACGCUUUCUGCCUCUACAACUUCUAGUACAACUCAAUCAACACAAAAUAUUGAAGUGAAAAUUGCAGGGGUAGGUGUUACUCCUGUUGCCGUUUCUACCACUUUGCCUGCAGCUGUUGCUCAACUUAGUCAACAAGUAGGACAGGUCCCAGGUAGGCCUCAAGGCGGCCGACAUGGCAUGGUAUUUGCCAUCCGAGCAGCUAUUCAAUCUCCAACAGUGACUGUUCACCCUUCACCCACUUCUACUAUAGCACCCACGUUCAUUAUAGUUCCAGAGUCCCCGAAACCAUUGGUGACUGUAUCAACAACUUCAUCAGCGUCGAAUAAACAAGCCUUGGCUUCGACUUCUUUAAAAACAUCAUUAACUUCUACGUCCACGCAAUCUGCAUCUUCCUCUCAACCCGUGGUUAAACUCGUUAAACUGCCGCCUACGAAUUCUCCGUCGUCAUGUGAUACUCAAAAUAAUCAGGAGCAAAUCGUAGAAAAAGCGAAACAGGAAGCUUACGUCAUGCAAAGAAUUAGUGAAUUGCAACGUGAUGGACUUUGGUCUGAAAAACGAUUACCUAAGGUACAAGAACCUGGAAGAACUAAAGCACAUUGGGACUAUUUACUUGAAGAAAUGGUAUGGCUAGCAGCUGAUUUUGCUCAAGAACGAAAGUGGAAAAAGGCCGCUGCAAAAAAGUGUGCAAGAAUGGUGCAAAAACAUUUCCAAGAGAAGGCUAUCCAAGCCCAAAAAGCAGAAAAACUUCAAGAACUUCGGUUGAAAAAAAUUGCUGGAUUUAUUGCUAAAGAGAUUAAAACAUUUUGGGCUAAUGUUGAAAAACUUGUAGAGUUUAAACAACAAACAAGACUGGAAGAGAAGAGAAAAAAGGCAUUAGAUCAACACUUAAACUUUAUUGUUGGACAGACUGAAAAAUACUCCACGUGGCUAACAGAAGGACUUAAUAAAACUGAUGGUUCUCAAAGUGUUCCUGCCUCCAUAAAUAGUUCUCGUCUUUCAUCACCUGUACCAACUCAAAAACAGCAUUCAGAUGAUGAAUUCGAACCAAAUCAAAGUUCAGAAGAUGAUGAAGAAACAAUAGCGAAAGCUGAAGAAGAAAUGAAAUCCACAACAAAUCACAAAGAAGAGGUUGAGUUACUAAAAAAAGAGUCAGAAAUUCCAUUGGAAGAUCUUUUAAAAGAACUGCCACCAAAUUAUCUUGAAGAGAGAGAUAAAAGUUUGUCUCCAUGUCCGGAAGACAAUGAUGGAGAUGAAGAAGAAGAGGAAGAAGAAGAAAAUAAUAUUGAAGGUGACGCUGAAUUUACUGUGGCUUCAGAUGAAUCCACAGAUGAUGAAGAUACGAUUCGAGAACAAGAAGAGAAAGAAAAAAAUGCAGACCAUCAAAAAGAACUGGAUGAUCUCAAGGCUGAAAAUGAAAUGUCUAUUGAUGAACUGAUGGCUAAAUAUGGAAACAUGCCGGAGGCAUCAAUGGAUGUAGAUGAGGAGAGUGAUAGAGAGUCUGGAAAAGAAUCCGAGAAAGAAGAUGAGGAAGAAGUAGAAGAAAAAUCUGAAAGUGAAAGUGAAAGUGAAGAUGAAACGAAAGAUGAUGAAGAAGAAUCACAAUCCGCGAGUGAUGGUGAAACGAGUGUAGGUUUAAAAUCUCUUUUAGAAGAUUUGGGCGAUAAAUCUCCGAAUAAAAAUGUCAAUGAGUCACAUGUGGAGGCACAUAAUGAGAUGGACGAUGUUGCUGCAUUAGCUGAAAGCAUUCAACCAAAAGGAAAUACGCUUUUAACUACAAGUGUUGUCACAAAAAUUCCCUUUCUUCUUAAACAUAAUCUCCGUGAAUACCAGCAUAUUGGUCUUGAUUGGCUGGUAACGAUGUACGAUAGAAAAUUAAAUGGGAUUUUAGCUGAUGAGAUGGGUCUCGGUAAAACAAUACAAACAAUUGCGCUCUUAGCUCAUCUUGCUUGUGAAAAAGGAAAUUGGGGACCUCACUUAAUCAUCGUUCCUACAUCUGUAAUGCUCAAUUGGGAGAUGGAAUGUAAAAAAUGGUGCCCAGGUUUCAAGAUUCUUACUUAUUACGGAACUCAGAAAGAAAGAAAACAAAAGAGAACCGGUUGGACGAAGCCUAACGCAUUUCACAUUUGUAUCACGUCAUAUAAACUUGUAAUUCAAGAUCACCAGAGUUUUCGUCGGAAGAAGUGGAAGUAUUUGAUUCUUGAUGAAGCGCAGAAUAUAAAAAAUUUUAAAUCUCAACGGUGGCAAUUACUGUUAAACUUUCAAACGCAACGGCGUUUAUUAUUAACUGGAACUCCCCUUCAAAAUAACUUAAUGGAACUCUGGUCAUUGAUGCAUUUUUUAAUGCCAAAUGUUUUUCAAUCUCAUCGUGAGUUCAAAGAAUGGUUUAGUAAUCCUGUUACUGGAAUGAUUGAAGGAAAUAGCGAAUACAACGAAAAUAUUAUUCGCCGUUUACAUAAGGUUUUGCGUCCAUUUCUUCUACGAAGGUUAAAAACAGAAGUAGAAAAACAAUUACCAAAGAAAUAUGAGCAUGUACAUAUGUGCCGAUUGUCAAAACGACAAAGAUUUUUAUAUGAUGAUUUCAUGUCACGAGCAAAAACAAAAGAGACUUUAGCUAGUGGUAAUUUAUUAAGCGUCAUCAAUGUAUUGAUGCAGUUAAGAAAGGUCUGUAAUCAUCCAAAUCUAUUUGAAGUCAGACCUACUGUAUCACCAUUUCAAAUGGAAGGCAUUGAGUUUAUUACUGCGUCAUUAGUCUGGAGUGCUCUUGAUUACGAUCCUUUCAAACACGUUGAUCUAUCAUUUUUAAACCUGAAUCUAGCAGAUUUAGAAGGAAGUUUGACAGCAUUUACCGCUCAUAGGGUUCGACGUUUAAAAACUCCACGAAAAUUAAUUGAAGAAAUUGAUAGUCGACCACCUUCACCUCCUCGUUGUCCGUCUGGAAAAAUAAAAAUUAAUGUCAGAUUAUCAAACCAAGCUAAAGCACCGCCAGUUGUUUCUCCAGCUCAAUCAUCAAAACUUAAAAAUCUUACCGGAAUGAUGCCUCCACCUAGAAGUAGUACAUCAUCCUUUGUAAAGCCAUUAAAUAAUCAAGCUACUGGAACGGGUGUAACACUAAGGGUAGCAGGAGGACAACAACUUCAAGGACUUUCAGUUCAACUUGUACAACACCAGGGAAACGUUAAAGCCAUUCCAGUAGGCACAAUCACGCACAAUUCUCAGACAACAACUGCAAUAACACCUACAACGACUACCGUAACUCCACAAAAGAUAACCGUUAGUAAUGCAGCCAGUAUCAGAGAUGGUCUUCAACGAAUAACCACACAAACAGUCACAGUGAAGCAAGGUGAUUCGGUUCAGAGAAUUUCUGUUCCCGGAUUUGCUCAGUUGGUUCAGACAUCGACUGGUAGACAUAUUCUCCUUACGUCUAAUCAACAGACUACCAAUGCCGUUUCUUUUCCUAUGAUGACUCCGAGUGGUCAAAGACUGACAGUACUUUCUCCAAAAUUCACCCCAGUAAAUAAAGUCGUUGGAAAUGUAGUGACAACAGCAGCUACUACUGUUAGUGGAAGACCUGUAAUGAGAGUGCCUCCACUUAGUGUCAGCACCGUAACAACUCCUGGAAUCAUUUCACCGCAACAGCCAUUGCGUUGUGGUAUAGUUACCAGAGGUGGUACUCAUCAAAAAUCAGAAAUUGUAAAACGUACGCGGAAAGAAAGUCCGAAGGUAGACAGUUAUUUAGCACAAUUAGAAGAGGAUCGUCGACAAAGAAGACAAGCAAAGCUGCAAACAUUAGUAAAUAUUAAUGAAAGAAGAUGCGCUGCUUGUCCGCUUUAUGGAGAGGAUCUUUUUACCGCAUUAAGGAUUGAAAAGCCAGCUUCAGGAUGUCAGUGGCAUGGCGGUUGGCUUCAUUGUUCAAAUUCGAAGCAAACUGCACGAACUCGUAAACAAUAUUUUUCUCGAACAGAAGCUCUUGCCCAAGCAAUUAAGUCUACGGAACAGAUUGUUGAGGAACUUAAAGAAAUAUUUGAUCGUUUUGUUGUUUUCGUACCGCCAGUUCGAGCGCCAGUCCCACGUUUCCAUGUAUCUCAUCCACCUCCUCAUAAAUUAUGGAGCCAUCAGAGACUUCAAAUGGUUCUUCAAUGUAAACUAGCACCAAAGUAUGCAAUCUUCCAUCCUGUUAGCAGUGCAAUGUUGACACAGUUUCCUGAUCCACGUCUUAUUCAAUAUGAUUGUGGAAAACUUCAAUCCCUUGAUCGGUUAUUAAGAAAAUUGAAGAGUGGAAAUCAUCGUGUACUUAUUUUCACCCAAAUGACGAGAAUGUUAGAUGUUCUCGAAGCAUUCCUAAAUUACCAUGGACAUAUUUAUUUAAGAUUAGAUGGUACAACGCGAGUUGAUCAACGACAAAUUCUUAUGGAAAGGUUCAACAAUGAUAAAAGAAUUUUCUGUUUUAUUUUGUCUACGAGAUCUGGUGGUGUAGGUGUUAAUCUUACUGGUGCUGAUACUGUCAUCUUUUAUGACAGUGAUUGGAAUCCAACAAUGGACGCUCAAGCGCAAGAUCGUUGCCACAGGAUAGGACAGACACGAGACGUUCAUAUUUACCGACUCGUUAGUGAAAAGACUGUCGAAGAAAAUAUUCUUAAAAAAGCUAAUCAAAAGCGAUUGCUGGGCGAUCUUGCAAUUGAAGGUGGAAAUUUCACGACUGCAUAUUUCAAGAGUUCAACAAUUCAAGAUCUGUUUAAUAUUGAUCAGACUGAGAAUGAUGCAUCAGCACGAAUGGCUGAAGUUAUAGAACAAAACAAAGAGCGCGAAAAAUCAUUACAAAAAGAAUUAUCCAAUUUACCAGUGCCAAUAUCUGAAGACAAGGCUGCAAUAGGUGCUCUGGAAAGUGCAUUAGCUGCAGCUGAAGAAGAUCUUGAUGUUCAGGCUGCAAAAACUGCUAAAGCAGAAGCUGUUGCUGAUCUUGCUGAGUUUGAUGAAAAUAUUCCCUUGGAUGAUGCUGAUCGUGAAGAUUCACAGAUUAGCAAAGCUGAGCAGGAAGUUCAAAAUUUAGUUUCACAGUUAACUCCUGUAGAACGGUAUGCAAUGAAGUUCGUCGAAGAAUCUGAAGGAGCAUUUUCUGCUGCUCAAUUGGCUGCAGCAGAGCGUGAAUUAGAACAGCAGAAAAAAGAAUGGGAGUUGGAUCGACUUCGUGCAUUACGAGAGGAAGAAGAGCGACGAAUGCGGAUGGCCGAUGAUGAUGAGAAGCCGUUGACGUUUAGCCGUGAGGACGCUCAGAAUCAGGUUAACAAUACUAGUAAUUCUAAACGAGUAGGUAAUAAGAAAAGACAGGUUGCUCCAAGUAGACGGAGUUCGCGUAGACGCAGUAGUAGAAGUGCUAGGGAAUCUUCUGAUAGUGAAACUGAAACUUCGACUGAGUCGGAAUCAGAAUCACAAGAAGAUUUAGAUGUUAGUAAUGAUGAACAAUCGAGUCAUACAGAAAGUCAAAGUCAAGGGGAAGAUGAAGAAGAAGAGGUAGCUGAUAGUCACAAUGAAUCAUCAAUAAGACAAAGAAAAUUCGUUAAACGUCGUCCAGGUCGGCCGGGUCGACAAGUUCGUGUACCGAAAACUAAACUUAGGAAAAAUCAUCUUGAUUUAAACAGUCCAAGAACGAGGUCUAGAGGGGAUGUGAAAAUAAAUCUUUGGACUCUUGAUGUUAGUCCAAUACUUCCUGUUGUAAAACGUAAUUUUAAACAUUUACAUUGGAGAAAACGAAAACGGGAAAGUCAGUUAGUAGAAUCGAAUCAUUUUAAAACAGAAAAAAAGAAAUCAGAAAUGCAUGAUGAAGAAAAGUGUCAAGAAAAAUUAAUUGAUGACGAUAAUUCUCCAUCUGAUAAUGAAGAGGCUAAUAAAAUGGCUGAAGAUGAUGGUAAUACUGAAGUAACAAAUUCCGAUAAUUUAGCUGAAAAUAUGUCAGAAAUUAAUUCUGUUGACGCAGUUUCUUUGAGUGAUGAAAGUGACGAGCCAGAAAGAUACGUCACUUAUUCACCACAAAUUAAAUUACAUCCUUGUGAUUCUCCUACGUUUGAUGCUUCGAAAGCUCUUAGAAUAGAAAAAUCUGAAAAUAAGAAUGAAAAUCAAAUAGAAUCGAUUCCUAAACGUACUAGAGGUCGUCGUGGACAUCAUACAAAGAAAAUAAUGUCUUUGGAUGAACAAGAAAAGUAUGAAAAUGAGGCUCCAAUUCAUAUCACCCGUUCUAUGCACAAAUAUAAUAAAUCAACGAAUAAUCAUAGCGAAGAUACAGAGAAUCUUGAUGUUAACGUUGGGUCCCCAAAUAAUAAAUUAAUUUCAAUAUCACCCACGAAUGUUAAUGAAUCUGUAUUUGAUGUUGAAUAUUGUAUUGUGGGAAGUAAGUCUGAGGGUAGAGAGAAAUCCGGAAAUAAUUCUGCCGAUGAUUCAGCGGAGACCAAUGUAGAACGUAAAGUUGAACCAAUUAUUUUAAGGACAACAAGAACUCGAUCAUACCCGAAAAUAACAAUAUCAACUCGAAAUCGUACUUCCAAACUAGUUUAUAAAUCUCAAGAGGAAGAAGAAACCAACACGGCUAAUUCAAGUGAAGAAAAAGAAAAGACUCAAGAAGAAGUAAUAAAAAAUGAUGAAGAAAAAGUUGAUCAAGGAGUAAAAAAAGAAGAAAGAGAAUUAAUGAAAGAAGAAUGCAAGUGCAUUGUUUUACUAGAAAAAUCUCGAGUAGGCGAUGAGAUGAUAAACAAUCAAGAUUUAAAUUCAAAAGAAAAUUCAGAUGUUAAACAAAGUAAAUAUUCUUCAAUAAAAGAUCAUGAAGAGAAUGAAAAUUCAUCAAGUUCUGUUACAAAUCAACCUAUAAAAUUACAUUUAGAUCUUAAAAAGUUGUCUUCAACUGAUGUUUCAUCUCCGAGAAUUUUAACUCGCUUGGCUAAAGCGAAUUCACCAUUCAUGGAAUUAAUUCCAGUGUGUACAGACAUUGAAUCAAGAAAGCAAGCUCGUAGAAUGAGUGUAGACGGUAAAAGACUAAGAAAAACAAGUGGAUUUCAAUCUGAAGAUAAUUGUGAGUCUCAAGAAAGUGAAACAGAAAUGCAAAGUACAAAAAACACUGAAGAGACAUCAAAAGUAAAAAAAACAAUACGUUCUACAAGUCCAUCGGCUGUCGGAAGUGUGAAUGUAACAAAAUCUACAAUAAAAAUUAAUCAAUUAAAUGAAGCAUCGUCAUCACGAGUGACAAGAUCAUCAGCUGGAAUAAAUUAUGAACCUACAAUUAUUCUUUCAAAAUCAUCAUCAUCAUCAUCAACUGAAAGACCUUCGACUCGGUCAAAAGGUACUUUAGAUAAUGGAUUUCUUUUACCAACUCAGAUAAAUCGUAAAAUUAAAUCCUGUUCUUCUCCCAAAUCACCAGAUAUUAAAAAAUCUACUGAUAAUAUUGUAAAUACUUUUCCUAGUAGUCAAAAAAGACGACCAGACACUCCAAUGCCUAAGAAAUUACGAGUUACUAGAUCUGGAAUAGAAUCUAAUUUAAAUUCAAGUAUUCAAAAGCAUAAAAGUAGAUCAUCAAUAACUCUAGAAAAUGAUGUUAACAGUCGAAGUAGAUCUUCUUCACCAGUUCCAAUUGAAAAUUCAACGAAAAGAGAUAUUUCUGAUACUGAUUCCAAUGGGAAUGCUGUUGGAUCGGAAAAUUAUUCACAUAGAAAUGAUAAAGAAACAGUAUCACCAUCAAAUGUAGAAAUAAGUAGUGAAAAGCCUCAAAGAACUGCUAAAGUUGUUGCUAUUCUUACUCUAGAUACUCAUUCGCGAAUUAAUCAUAAUAAAUCGGCAAGUACAACUAUUAAUACAAAGAAAAUUGAUGAACUUCCAAAAAAAGAUGGAACUUUCGAACAAACUUAUGAAGAGUCUCAAGGAAAAACAAGAUCACGAAGUAAUUCAAAGUCCACAACUUCGGGUAGAAUUUCAUCCCCUACUGAUUCGAUUAUAACAGUUGAUUUAGAUAGUGAGUCAGAGAAUGAUGUUGAUUCAUCACAAAAGAAAUUAAGAAAAGGCUCUAAACGUUCACAAAGAUUAUUAAAGUCUCAUUUAAGACAUAAAACCAGUGAAGUACAGUUAGAACACUCUGUAGAUGAAGAUGAUGAUAUACAAUUAGGGCCUAAAAAGUCAAAGUUUAAUUCCUCGGAAAAAUAUAACAAUCGACAAGUAUCUUGAGUUAAGAGUUUUCAUUUUUAAAUUUUAAAUUAAUUAAAUUUAAUAACGUUAUUGUUAUCUUAUUAAAAAUACAAUUAUUUUCAUAUUUCGUUUUCUUUUAUAAUUUUAAUCCUUUAAUUAUAUUAUUCAAAAUUAUAUCAAUCUAAUCUAUAAUGUGAAUCUUGUAAAUAGUCUUUAAAAGUAAUGAUAAAUCAAUUCCGUACUCAGUACAGCAUUGUACUGGCUUUGUUUUUAGACUUAGAAUAAUAGCGUCUUUUUUUGCUUCGACGCAAUGUUGUAUAAAAAUAAUUAAAAGUUAACAAAUGGAGCAAAUAAUGUGACGAAAACAAGGUGAAAAAUAUCAAGCAGAUAUGCAUAAAUAUAAUUUAUAUUUCGUGAUAUAAGCGAGACUCAUGACUGUAUUAUAUUAGAUUAAAUUUUUGAACGGAAAUAACUAAGAAUACGUAAGCAGUCGUAUCUAUAUUAUAUUAACAUUAGGUUUUUUUAAAAGAGGUAUGACCACAUUUGAUUUUUUUUUCUUUUUUUUUUUAAUUCAUUAAAUGAAAAAUAGUGAUUGUAAGGAGGAUGUUAAAUUUUAAAUUUUCAUUUUUUAUAACAUGCAAUACAUUAGCUUAAAUAUUUAAUUAUUUCUUCGUUCUUUCACGACUCAACUUACAUUUCAUAUAGAAACGAAUUAUUAAAGUGACGUACUUUUUUUUUGUCUUAGUAUAUAAAUUAAAAUAAUUUAAGGAUAGUAUGAUGAGAGAUUAAUGCAUAUUGAAUGUUAUAAUGUAUUACAAUGAAUUAUGCUGUGUGCCUGUAUUUUGUAUGAUCGAAUGUGUCGACGAAGGAAAUAAACGAAAUAUUCCUUGCUACAAAAAA